CAGCUGUUUAGGGAUGUCAGUAAGAUCGCAUGGCCAGCCACGGGCAGGUUUUGUGUGUCUCAUUCCUCUUGGGUAAAUACCUUGGCGUGAGUGUCGAAUCGUAUGGUAGAUGAACGUUUACCUUCAUAAGAAUCUGCUAACCCAUCUCCCAGGGUGUCACACCCUCUCGUCCCCCCCACCCCCAGCGGUGACAGUCUUGACUUAGAAGCAGAAUAGCCUUCCUGCUGGUGUGUAGCUGCAUCUCCCCACGACGAACACCCAUGAGCCUCUCUGCGAAGGCUUUCACUGCAUCCUGUCCAGUGGCUCUGGGACCUGACGGAGCGCUGGCGCCUCCUGAAACCCCACGGAGGCGGCGAGCAGGCGCUCCUGGCUCUGCCCCUCCCUCCCCGCUGGCUGAUGGGGGUCUUUCUCUGAGCCUGAACCCACUUGCAUUCUGGAGCACAGUGCUGGCCUUCCCUCAGGGCCCCUGCCUCUGACUAGAGGCCUCUGGGUGGUGCGUCCCAAGGCCACGCGUGUUCCUCAAAUAGUGCCCGCGGGGCCCUCUGUCUGCGUGGACACGAGAGGUCACCUGGAGAGGCCUUGGCAACCUGAGCCCCCAGCAGCCCGUGGCGCCUCCCAGGCGACACUCCGGCCACACGCUUAUGCAACCAGCGAUAACGUGGCCGUGACUGCACAAUCCACCCCGAGUGGCGGCCCAGCCCCCCUCCACGUGGGCUGGCUGGCGGCCCGGCUGGGGGUCUGGAGUGAGGGGUGCCCGGGCCUCUGACGUCACCUCUGUCACCCCAAGACGUGGCUCCACUCCUGUGGUGGGAGGUCCCGAUGGGGAGCCUGAUGGCCAGAGCAACCUGUCCCUCCCGCCCCCCCCCCAGCUGCCUCCCAGCAGUGCCCCCAAGGGCCCCAGACUCCAGGCUCGGGGUGCACGGAGGUGGGCGGGGCAGAGUCAGGUGAGAGCCGGGCUCUCUGGAGCCUCCAGGAAAUCACUCCUGGAGCCAGUGGGGACACCUGGGCGACUGUGCUGAACAAUGCACAAAGGGGCUGGCGUCUCCGCGGCCGAGGCGCCUUCUGCUUCCCGAGCUGCUCCGCGGCCACGCCCGCUGCUGGGCUGGGCUGGGCUAUAAAGCCGGGCCACGGGGUGCGGGUGGACUGGGUGCCAGCGGCCAGAGGACCGGCGUGGGGAUGGAGGCCACUGUGCUGAGCUGCGUCCUGGCGCUGCUCUGGGCGUCCUCGGCGUGGGCUGAGGUCCUGGUGCAGCCAGAUUUUGAUGCCACAAAGGUAUCGGAGGCCUCUGUGCUGUGCCACACGGUUGGGGGUCCGGGCUGAGCCCCCCGGGGAGCAGUAGCGACCGUGUGAUAAUAGUAGCCGCUGCCUUCAGUGGAGCUCCACGCCUUGGGCCUGCACACCCGUUAGUGUCCCUCUCCAUUUAAUCCCAAACCAACCCUGACUGUGGGUAAUCACUGACCCACUUCACAGUUGGGAGAACCGAGGCUCACAGUGGCCAUGAGACCUGCCCCAGUUCUCAGGCCUCUGGUACGUGGUCUCCAUGGUCUCUGACUGCAAGGUCUUCCUGGGCAAGAAGGACCACCUGCUGAUGUCCACCAGGAACGUCAAGGCCACGGCGGAGGGCAACCUCAGCGUCCACGUGGAGUUCCCUGGGGCUGAAGGCUGUAACCAGAUGGAGGCCGAGUACCUGCGAGACGGCUCCCCGGGGCACUUCCGCGUCCCGGCCUUGGGCUACCUCGACGUGCGCAUCGUGGAGACGGACUACAGCUCCUUCGCUGUGGUCUACAUCUACAAGGAGCUGGAGGGGGCGCUUAGCACCAUGGUGCAGCUCUACAGCCGGACCCAGGAAGCGAGCCCCCAGGCCCAGAAGGCCUUCGAGGACUUCUACCCGACGGUGGGGCUGGCGGAGAACAUGGUGGUCCACCUGCCCGCGUCAGAUGCGUGCUCCUCAGGGGGCAAGGCAGCACCCUGACAGCGGGAGACCCACCUUGGCCCUUCCCAGGACCAGCCGGAGCAUCAGGUCGCGUCAUCCCGAGGUGUCCGGACCCACAGCCCUCCCGGCCCCCGCACCUCCGCACCCCCGGUCCUCCGAGGGCAUCUCCUUGGGCCUCCCCCUUCCGCUCAAUAAACAGAUUCUGC
Hippopotamus amphibius kiboko is the source of this 2139-nucleotide messenger RNA. It is a transcript of the gene LCN15, whose product is annotated as lipocalin 15. NCBI's taxonomy places the organism in Eukaryota, Metazoa, Chordata, Mammalia, Artiodactyla, Hippopotamidae. The record is from RefSeq and is a predicted model, not a curated record. Gene Ontology annotation, molecular function: small molecule binding. The transcript has 8 exons. The coding region runs from base 1541 to 1972 and encodes 143 amino acids.